Messenger RNA from Chaetomium fimeti, 2032 nucleotides. RefSeq names its product chromatin remodelling complex Rsc7/Swp82 subunit-domain-containing protein. Gene Ontology annotation, cellular component: nucleus; RSC-type complex. The transcript has 3 exons. The record is from RefSeq and is a predicted model, not a curated record. Gene Ontology annotation, molecular function: chromatin DNA binding. NCBI's taxonomy places the organism in Eukaryota, Fungi, Ascomycota, Sordariomycetes, Sordariales, Chaetomiaceae. The coding region runs from base 191 to 1837 and encodes 548 amino acids.
ACAAAACAAUCCUCCUGGAACCGAGUGUUCCCAUUCAAGCUGUUGCAACAAGGUGCCUGCAGCAGAGCGUCGUUGGGACAUGCGCCAGUUCCACAAGCAUCAACGCAGCUGCCGCAAGAACAGGAGCAGUCUGCGGACCGGAUAGUUGCAACAGACUGCGCACAACAGCCGGCCGGCCGUGCACCCCCCAAUGCGAUUGCCCUCGAACUCCGAGAUCUCUCCACUCCAUGUGGUUCAACACCUACUUCAAGUGGGGUUAGACCCCUCCCUUGUGAACGGACUUCAUCACUCUCCUAAAAAGAGCACGCCCAAAACCUUCGAUGGUCUCGACGAUGAAGAUGAGCGCAUGCCAGAUGCGGCUGAGCCCGAGGAUGCCGAACCCGAGCAGGAAGUAGAGGAGGAGGCCGAGAAGGACGACGGCUCUGUUGCGGAGGAAGAUGUCCCAGAGGAGGAGGAGGAGGAAGAGGAGGAAGCCAAGUCUCCGACACCGCCACCCGAACCUGUCAUCCGUCGCCGCCGGCUAGGAAGGCCGCCCAAGAACCGCCCACCGGACUGGGACACAUUGCCGAUCGAACCUCCCAACCCUGAUGCCACGCCGCGCCGCCGCGGCCGCGGAGGAUGGCGUGGGCGUGGUGGACGUAAGGGGCAGCACUACCAACCCACGCAGCAGUCGAUCGACAAGGAUGGCACGGUAUUGGACAUCGUUAACGACGAGGUCGACCUUCCCCAGGAUCCCGAAGGCGAGAAAAAAGUCGACAAGCUGGGGAAUCUCGAAGACGGACGCGAGUACCGAUGCCGAACCUUCACGCUGGCUAACCGCGGCGACCGGCUUUACAUGCUUUCUACCGAGCCCGCCCGCUGUGUCGGCUUCCGCGACUCGUACCUCUUCUUCACCAAGCACAAGAAGCUCUACAAGAUCAUUGUCAACGACGAGGAGAAGCGCGACAUGAUUGAACGCGACAUCAUCCCGCACAGCUACAAGGGCCGCUCAAUAGGCAUUGUCACUGCCCGCUCAGUCUUCCGCGAGUUUGGUGCCCUCAUCAUUGUCGGUGGGCGCCGGGUCAUUGAUGACUAUGAGGUCACCAAGGCACGCGAGGAAGGUGCAGUCGAGGGCGAGCUAGCCGACCCGUCAGAUGUCUACGACGCCAACGUACCGUACAACAAGAAUCAGUACGUCGCUUGGCAUGGUGCCAGCGCGGUGUACCACGCAGGGGGGCCCUCAGUGCCCCAGCAGAACGUCAAGGCCGAGACCAAGAAGCGACGUGUCGCCGUCAACGACGUCAACUGGCAGCUAGAGCACGCCAGGGAGGCCAGCCAAUUUAACAGCAUGCUCUCGAGCGUACGCCGCAACAACCGCAACGGCGUUUACGACAUCCAGACCAACCAGAUGCACUAUCCCGCUAUCAUGCAACCGACGCACGCGCGGAUCGAGCAGAUCGUGGACGGUGGCGAACCCGAGCAGCCGUCCGCCAGUUCCGCUACCAUCUUCCCUGCCAUUAAGCCAUCCAUCUCGCGCAACUUCCUCGUCAUGGACAUGCACCUCGAGACGCCGCCCGCGGGCGUCUCGGUGGCGGCCUACGACGUACCCUUCCGCACCUCGCGGACCGACUACGAACCCUCGGCGUCCGCCGACUUUCUGGCGCCCUUCAAAGACCUGCGCUCCGUGCCCGACGACAUCCGUGACCUGCUCCCCGAGGAGUGCCGCCAGGCCUUCGACGACGCCAAAGACAAGGAGAACAACUGGUUCGAGAGGUGGGGCAACGAGGCCGAGGUGACUUCGAGACGUGAGCCAGUCGUGGAUAAGGCCAUCGUGCCUUAUUCGAUGAUGAUUGCCUGAAAAAAUAUCAUUACCUUGCAAGCGAGGGGGGUGGUGGUUCUUUUUCACUGACUCGUGCUCCCUUAUUUCCUUUUGGGUUCCAUAGGUUCUUAUUUCAAGAUCCACACCUGUUAUACUGGCGUUGAGUCCAAGCACCCGCCUCUGCCGAACGAGGCCAAGGAAGAUACAAACGUGGUUUACACCACCACACCCAAG